CAACAGCCCUGCCAAGAGCUGAGCAUUUCGAGAAGAGUUCACAGCAUGACAGACCACAGACAAUUUGUAGCUGCCGCAAUUAUAUUGCUGUUGGGUAUGCGACAAUGUGUAGCCGUUCCCUAUGGCUCGGUGGGCAAUGAGAUUGACGGCGAUGGCAGCUAUCAGGGCGCGGGUGGAAGCUCGGCCAGCGGGCGGGCCGUCGACUACCACACAGUUGUGGGCCACUUCAAGGACUUCUUCAUGUAUCUGCCAGUCAUGAUGACCACCCUGAAGGAAACCAUGUCCGGUUUUCCCAAAUUUGCCGAAGGCAUGCGCAUCUUGACCUCCGGCAAGGGCCGUGUCGACGGCGAGGACUGCAAGUGCAAUCAGAACAGUUUGUCCAUCGGUUCCAGUGCUGAGGUCUUGGACAACAGCAGCCGAUUUGGUUAGGAUCCAGCUGGGAUCUGCGACUGUGUAUAUAGCUUAUGUAAAUACCAAUAUGAAUACCUAGUGCCAAGUAACAUAAAUUAUUGUAAUAUUUAACUUAACC
This is a messenger RNA of Drosophila hydei, 529 nucleotides long. RefSeq lists its product as uncharacterized. The record is from RefSeq and is a predicted model, not a curated record. Bases 46 to 429 code for a protein of 127 amino acids. NCBI's taxonomy places the organism in Eukaryota, Metazoa, Arthropoda, Insecta, Diptera, Drosophilidae. The transcript has 2 exons.